This is a messenger RNA of Daldinia caldariorum, 2307 nucleotides long. RefSeq lists its product as uncharacterized. Gene Ontology annotation, cellular component: telomerase holoenzyme complex. Gene Ontology annotation, biological process: nuclear-transcribed mRNA catabolic process, nonsense-mediated decay. The coding region runs from base 1 to 2307 and encodes 768 amino acids. The transcript is spliced from 5 exons. Gene Ontology annotation, molecular function: protein binding; telomeric repeat DNA binding; telomerase RNA binding. The record is from RefSeq and is a predicted model, not a curated record. NCBI's taxonomy places the organism in Eukaryota, Fungi, Ascomycota, Sordariomycetes, Xylariales, Hypoxylaceae.
AUGCCUCAGAAAGAUGUCGCCGCGUCCUAUAUCAAUUAUCUUCGGAACGCCUCAAAGCUUCGAUGUCCACACUGUGGAGAAGAGUUCCCUGAUAUUGAUGAGCGGAUACGAAAUCACCUGCAGUCACGUCAUCCAGAACUGGUACGAAAUGAUAAUAUCGCCCAGCUUGUUCAGGAUAUCAGAAAAGGAAGUGCCGAAGCAGUAAAAAGAACGUCAGCUGAUAAGCAACAACAACAACAAUUGCUGAGUUCUCAAGAUCCAGGAGGAGGUCGUGCAGGUCCAUCAGGGGAUAAGGACCAGGGAAAUGAUGUUAGCCCGCAUAAAAGGCGUAAAUCCCCUGACUCGUCGAUAAAGGGCCGCACCCAGUCUGCUAGCCCGCAUAGGCGAUCAAGAGCCCGGGCUGUAUCAACAAGUGCCAACGACCCUGAUUUUAGAAGGACAACACACCUUGGCAAGCUUUGGAGUCCCGACGACGUUCCUUCUUCAUCUUCUCCACGUCCAAACCAACUAUCCCACCAGACAAGGAAUAUAAGCCAGCCUAGAAAUCGGUCAGAUGCUGUCGAGGAUGAGAGUGAAUCUACUAGACUUAUCAAGCAACCGGAGACUCGACCUAUCAGUCAAGAGCAGUUGAUUGCUGAAGUCAAGGGCAUAUAUGCAGGUCUUGUUAUGGUCGAGUCUAAAUGCAUCGAAGUCGACAAUGCACAGCAAUCACAGAAUGAGACCCAGUUGAACAAUGAACAAUGGCAAGCAUUGAUAGCAUUGCAUAGAACGCUUCUUCACGAACAUCACGAUUUUUUCCUUGCGUCACAGCAUCCUUCUGCGAGCCAGGCACUGCGGCGGCUAGCAUCCAAAUACGCCAUGCCAGCCCGUAUGUGGAGACACGGUAUUCACUCCUUUCUUGAGUUACUAAGACAUCGGCUCCCACAUUCGCUGGAGCACAUGCUCACUUUCAUUUAUUUGGCUUAUUCUAUGAUGGCUCUACUAUACGAAACUGUGCCAGCUUUCGAAGACACGUGGAUAGAGUGCUUGGGGGAUCUGGGUCGUUAUAGAAUGGCUAUCGAGGACGACGAUAUACGAGAUAGAGAGGUCUGGACUUCUGUGUCCCGCCAUUGGUAUUCUAAAGCGUCCGAUAAAGCCCCUACUACUGGGAGGCUGUACCAUCAUCUUGCAAUCCUUGCGCGGCCUAACCCUCUCCAGCAGUUGUAUUAUUACACUAAGAGUCUCUGUGUGCCAAUUCCUUUCAGCUCUGCAAGGGAGUCGAUUAUGACCUUAUUCGAUCCCAUUCUCGAUCCAAACAGUAUUCAGCACUCUCGAUUAAGCGCAGUCGACGUAGCUUUUGUCAAAGCCCACGGGAUCCUAUUUAGCAACAAGCACACAGAUGAGUUUCUUUUUACGGUCGACAAGUUCAGCAGCAUGUUAGAUAAUCAGAUUGGCCGAACUACUCGAAAAUGGAUGGAGUCAGGGUACUAUAUUGCUAUAUCCGACUGCAAUGGUCUCUUAUCAUAUGGCCAAGAUAAUAACGUCAUUUUGAAAGCGAUACGCCCACAGCACCCGGAAGAUAUGACCGAGUCCGGUACGGGAGAAGAAAAUACCCCUCGCGAGUACAAACCAAGUAGAACGGAAGAGGGAGCUCUCAAACUCUUCGAUGUCACGUGUGAUGUUGUCUUACGCAGAUUUGGCGACUUUAACAUCCUACCGUUUCUUCACGUGGUUUUGGUUUUUAUAUUUCACCUUACGCACUACCCGAAUGCGCUGUUCUUCAUCGAAAAGACAGUCCCUUGGAAACUGGUUUCUCUUCAACUAAAUUCGCUGCUAUUAUCCUACCGUGAACAUCAUCGGAUUCACAGUGAGCAGUUCCCUCGGCAAGAUAAGGAACUUGCUCCUCGUCCGUUGCCGGAAGACUUUGCAAUGAAGGGUCUAGUUUGGGUAGAUAAAUACUUCCCGAACGAUUGGUUCUCCAACGACAAGAUAGACGACGAUGAAAAGUACUUCGAAGUCGCUUCCAUGACUGGGGAACGGAAAGAAAGAAUUAUAUGGCUUGGCUGUCGCAUUGCAAAAUUGGGCAAGUGGCUUACUUACGACGAAGCCUUACACAAGUUUGGUGUCGCAACCGAGUAUGACACAGAGAUAGAAAGCACUGCCAAGGAUACAGAUAUGCUGAACGUUUCCGAGACGUCUGAAACAGUUUCCCGUGCCUCUACGUCUGAUUCAACAACUACUAUGGGGAACACACCAUCUGAAAAAGACGAUGAAGAUAUGAUAGAUGUCGACAAGGUUCUAGAACACAAGCCCAUAAUUCGACAAUAA